Messenger RNA from Athene cunicularia (burrowing owl), 1707 nucleotides. It is a transcript of the gene SMCO3, whose product is annotated as single-pass membrane protein with coiled-coil domains 3. NCBI's taxonomy places the organism in Eukaryota, Metazoa, Chordata, Aves, Strigiformes, Strigidae. Bases 1 to 678 code for a protein of 225 amino acids. The transcript has a single exon. The record is from RefSeq and is a predicted model, not a curated record.
AUGGCGCUGAGUGACCUCCUUUACCCAGAUAACCCCAAGAGAAGGCAAGAAUUGAUCCAUCUGCACCAGGAAUUGCUUGACUGCAUGUCCACAAAUUUCUGUGCAACAAAUGAGCUGGCUAGAGUGCUGAAUGAACACCUGGGCUGUACCAUUACCCACAUUCAGAUGAGAGAGAACAGCACUGUCAAGGAAAACUGUGACAUUAUCAUUCAAGCAAUGAGUGAGAUUCAACGUCAGGUACAGAAGAUUGAUAGUGUCAUGAAGGAAAAGCUAGAGCCUGUGUUGUACCAGAAACUGUAUGACAUCAAAGAGCCCGAGCUGGAGAAAAUUGCAAUAGCCCAUAAAGUUUUUUCCAUUAUUCUUGGAGAAGCAACUUCAACAGCUGGGAUGGUAGCUAUCAAACUUCUUGGCUCCAGUCUUAUAACUCUCACUGUGAGCAAGCUCGUCAGUCUCCUUGUGCAGAUUGGGGCAUCUGUUCUUGGGGGAAUCAGCAUCACCAUUCUUGGGCUUGGCAUUGAAAUGAUCCUCCAUGCAAUCCUGGGAGCUGUGGAGAGGAAUCAGCUUCUGACAGCUGUGAGAAGCUAUGAGAAGCACCUGGCUGAGUUUAAAGCAGCCUCAGAAAAGUACCAGCGUGUCAUACGUGAAGUGACUUCUUUGGUGAGACAGCAGGUUCAGUGAACUGAAGUUCACUGAGUUCUCUCUCCUGCUGUCACAGCGACUGCAGCAGCUAUGCCUGCAGAAACCUUUUUCAUUCAUUAUGGUAAAUAAACUACCAAUGGCUUUUUUUUCUUAUUAGUGGCAGCAGAGAAAGAGAUGUGACAGAUCAGGGAAUUUGCACUGAAAUUUAUUAAUAGGAAACUGGCUUAUAGGUUCUUCUUGGAGGCAACGCUUCAAAUACUUCAUAAAAUUCAUUCAGCUCUCUUCUGGAAUGCGUUGUAGAUAACCUUGAACUGCAAUUCAUAAUAAUGUCAAUAAUAUUCACUGCUGGAGCAGUAGUGGUGAGAAGGUGUGAUUUUUCUCUUACUGUGUUUCUAUACCAAAGAGGACAACAUGAUGGAGAACACAAUUUAAACAAGUCAGUUCAUGUCGUCAUCUGGAAGGCUCAUCAGGACAGCUGUGGUUGCUAAACUCUUAGUGUGGAUUAGUGCUAAAUCUGAUAGGCUGAAUUCUCUGUUCACUGAACUGUCUACAAGGACUAUCUGAAGCAUAUUUAACUGCUUUUCCUGUCCCAUCCCUGCAGAAGGAGCCAGUCAGAGAUCUUCUUUAACUAAACUCUAAUCUCAGGUGAUUAGCAGGUAAGAGAAGCAUGGGCCUACAGGCAAAAACAACCAACCUUGCCCCACAACAGAGAGAAACCAGCUGAGGUGUUCCAGGAUUGCCUGUCUGUGAAUAACCUCUUAUGCUCAGUAAUGCCCCACUCCUGUCAACCUACAGGUAAAUAAUUUUGUGCACAGCUGAUGCUCUGUUGAAUGAAAUGGGAUUAUACACAUGUAUAAGUGUCUGUAGGAUUACAGCCCUUUAAUGCACUAAAUUUCAUGUGCUUUACCCAAAUCCACCAGUGUGGGACUGCCAAAAGCAGGCUCAGAUUCUGCAUUUCACAAUAUGCUACCAAAUACCCUUAUUUUUCAGAUUUUAAAAACAAAGCUGGAGGCAAAACCAUGAUUUGCAGUCUCUUUCUCUGAUUUCCUGUGGUUUGCUUUAUUUGCU